Messenger RNA from Centrocercus urophasianus (Greater sage-grouse), 1174 nucleotides. RefSeq names its product RNA binding motif protein 18 (gene RBM18). The transcript is spliced from 3 exons. Bases 51 to 449 code for a protein of 132 amino acids. NCBI's taxonomy places the organism in Eukaryota, Metazoa, Chordata, Aves, Galliformes, Phasianidae. Gene Ontology annotation, molecular function: RNA binding. The record is from RefSeq and is a predicted model, not a curated record.
GGCGAGGCCUAUGCGAGGCCGGGGAUGGUGAGGGGCGGCCCCGCGCCGCCAUGGAGCCGGAACGACAGGCGUUACCGCUGGAGAACGCCGCCAUCCUGUCCGAGGGCGCCCUGCAGGACGGGCACCGCCUCUGGAUCGGCAACCUCGACCCCAAGAUCACCGAGUACCACCUUCUCAAACUCCUUCAGAAGUUCGGCAAAGUAAAGCAAUUUGAUUUUCUCUUUCACAAGUCUGGAGCUUUGGAGGGGCAGCCGAGGGGUUACUGUUUUGUGAACUUUGAAACCAAACAGGAAGCAGAGAAGGCGAUCCAGUGUCUCAAUGGGAAGCUGGCCCUUUCCAAGAAGCUGGUGGUGCGGUGGGCGCACGCACAAGUCAAGGUAAGCCUGCUGGUAGAUAAAAAUCAGUUUGCGAAGUCAAAAAGCCGUAAUAUUAAGGAACAGCUCUUAUGAAGGCUGUCUUAGCUUGGCAAGAUACCAGUGUGUUCUAGGAAAUAGCUCUCAGGGAAGCAGCAUGAACAAUGUACCACUUCUGUUAUCCUCCUGAACUAGCUGAGUUAGCGGUGAAUGAGAAAAGGCUGUUUAACCUGAUGUUCUUUGUAAAGGUGCAUCUAAUUAGAGCUCUGGGAACUGGUUACUUCUCUAAAUUUCUGUUUUUCAACUUUUCCCAAGCUUAGUGAAUGAUUGGCUGAAAGGUUGAUUCCUUCCCUUUGUGGUUUUGCACCCUUUUUGGAUAAGAGAUGCAUGGAAAUUCCCAAUUACUAAGCACUCUGUAACUUUGUUCCACUUCUGAAAGCACUUAUCUGGCAGCAGCUAUAAUUAUUCCUGACUUGUAAAGCAAGGUGUUUCACUUCUAAAUAUCAUUUUAUUGCUUGCUCUACUGAAUAAAACAUCAGGGUUUUAAUGUUAACUUGAGUACCUUCUGGAACAUCCUUGUUUUCAUGCCUCUGAAUUCUUGUCUUGUUUCUCCUGCAGUUAUUUACUCCAGCAACUUAUAUGAAGCAACUUUGUUUGAAUAACUGUCUUUGUCGAGAGAGAUUUUUCUUGGGGGAGGCAGAGGGAGGUGCUUAUUGUUAUUUACCUUUGGGUAAUGUGAUUUUAACACACCUUGAUUAUCUUGUAAUCAACAUCCUACUCUUUUUUUUUUUUUAAUUGAGUGCAGCAGUGCAUUUUUUUAG